GUAGCAAUUCGUAUGCUUGACCCGUUGGGAGGCAAGCAACAGAGUUCGCCCUGGUUCGAUAGUCCCUCAAGAUCGUCGACUGCAAUGAACAGCAACUCGUCGGGUUCAUCCCAAUCACCACUGAGUCUCUCGUCUCAUCUCAGAGACAGCUCAGACGCACUCUCACGUCCGACUUGGCUCUUCAGUAGUCAGGUUGCGUUUCGACGGGCCCAACUUUUCUUUUUGAAUACGGGG
Cylicocyclus nassatus is the source of this 234-nucleotide messenger RNA. Lineage: Eukaryota; Metazoa; Nematoda; Chromadorea; Rhabditida; Strongylidae. The record is from the annotation of a GenBank genome assembly.